CACACAUGCUGUGCCUGCUCCGUCCCUCCCUCCACCUGGCGCUGUGGGAGCACCCAGGAGGCUGGGGCUGCGGGGUCGCGGUGCUGGUCCACCAUGGGCUCUGAAGCGGACGGUGGCGACCUGCCCAGGCUUUGACGCUGCUGCCCGGGGCUGCCAGGACACUGGGGCCGCAGGAAAGGGGACUGACUCGCCGGUCCCCAGUGACCUGACUGCGGAGGAGCGUCAGGAGCUGGAGAACAUCCGGCGGCGGAAGCAGGAACUGCUGGCCGACAUUCAGAGGCUGAAGGAUGAGAUAGCAGAAGUAGCUAAUGAAAUUGAAAACCUGGGAUCCACAGAAGAAAGGAAAAACAUGCAGAGGAACAAACAGGUAGCCAUGGGCAGGAAAAAAUUCAACAUGGACCCUAAGAAGGGGAUCCAGUUCUUAAUAGAGAACGAUCUGCUGAAGAACACUUGUGAGGACAUUGCCCAGUUCUUGUAUAAAGGCGAAGGGCUCAACAAGACGGCCAUUGGCGACUACCUGGGGGAGCGAGAUGAGUUCAACAUCCAGGUUCUUCAUGCGUUCGUGGGGUUACAUGAGUUCACUGACCUUAACCUUGUCCAGGCCUUACGGCAGUUCCUGUGGAGCUUCCGGCUGCCCGGAGAGGCCCAGAAGAUCGACCGGAUGAUGGAGGCGUUUGCCCAGAGAUACUGCCAGUGCAACAGCGGCGUCUUCCAGUCCACGGACACGUGUUACGUCCUGUCGUUUGCCAUCAUCAUGCUCAACACCAGCCUGCACAACCCCAACGUCAAAGACAAGCCCACAGUGGAGCGGUUCAUCGCCAUGAACCGCGGCAUCAACGACGGCGGCGACCUGCCCGAGGAGCUGCUCCGGAAUCUGUAUGAGAGCAUAAAAAACGAGCCCUUUAAGAUCCCAGAAGAUGAUGGGAAUGACCUCACUCACACUUUCUUCAAUCCAGACCGCGAAGGCUGGCUGUUGAAACUCGGAGGUGGCAGGGUGAAGACCUGGAAAAGACGCUGGUUCAUUCUGACUGAUAACUGCCUUUACUACUUUGAAUAUACAACGGACAAGGAGCCCCGUGGCAUCAUCCCCUUAGAGAACCUGAGCAUCCGGGAGCUGGAGGACUCCAAAAAGCCAAACUGCUUCGAGCUUUACAUCCCCGACAACAAAGACCAAGUGAUCAAGGCGUGCAAGACGGAGGCCGACGGGCGCGUGGUGGAGGGCAACCACACCGUGUACCGGAUCUCCGCGCCGACGCCCGAGGAGAAAGAAGAGUGGAUCAAGUGCAUCAAAGCGGCCAUCAGCAGGGACCCUUUCUACGAGAUGCUGGCGGCUCGGAAGAAGAAGGUGUCCUCCACGAAAAGGCACUGAGUCUGCAGCGGGCCGUCUGUUCCCGCGCCUCCCACGUCGGCGGGGCGGGUGCCGAGCAGGAACGCCUUGCGGGGCACGCCCUGAGUUCUAGAGACUCGCUUCAGCUUUUGCUAUUUUUUUCUAAGUGGGAGGAGGGUAGCAGUUAGCGCUGGGAAGAGGGACCCGAUGCCUGUCCAGCAGGGGCUUUGAGCCUCUCUCUGAAGAGAACGGAGCUCAUGUCAGCAAGGCCGCCUCGUCGCAGGCCCUGUGGCAGGACUCGGGGCCGACAGUUGCCUCCCAGUUAUUUCCGUGAAGAAGCCUUCUUCCUGCUCUGUGAGUUUCCAUUAGGAUAUACUGUUACAUGUUCAGAAAAGGUGGAAUGGGAGUGAAGCCACGGGCUCGAAAGAUAUAUUUUUGUUUUCUAAAAAGAGAAAAAGUAAAGUAGAGCUGUUCCGAUGCGCUCUGCCCCGUAUGGCUGGGAGAGCUCCUCCCUGGGCAGCUGCUAAGGGGCGUCAGCCCCGGGUCCAGGGGGGCAGGCCGCUUCCUUCACUUUGGGGAGCCGACGGGCACGCCAGAGGGUGGAGGAGGCGGCAUGGACUCGACAUGACACAGAGUCCGCCUGGGACCUGCGGCGGGCGGGCAGCUCCAGCUGAUGCUCUUCCUGUCCGAGUGCCCGGGACCACUGAGUGGAGAAGACAAGCAACUGGACACUUGCGUUGUUUUUUCUUUCAGAAUUGAUUCUUGUUGGGCUUUAAAAUAGGGAGUGAGCAUUUUUCCUUGAGCUAAAUGCCUAAUAACCAAAACUGUGAGGCCGGUGCCCCCAGCAGAGGCUCUGGGCGGCCUAACUGUUCUUAUUUGAUUUUCUUUCCUCCCGCAAACUCCAGUCCUCGUUUUAGAGGAAGGAGUCUUCCCCAAUCACCUUAGGGCUUCAGCGUUUUCUGCCUCUAACCUGGCCCUCACCUGGACUGCUCUCCAUGCAUUUUGUGGUGAGCCCCUCGCAGGGAAGUGGCCUUUACCUGCUCGGCGGGGGCAGGUGGAGGGGCGAGGGGUGACAAGGCCGGCCUCUCGCGUCGCUUUGCUUUCCCAUCGCACAACAGCGCGUGCAGCAGCCUCGCCCCUCCUAACCUACGAUGUGAAGGGAGCCUUCUCCUGCCGUUCUCUCAGGGACUCUCGGGCACUCCUGCCACUCAUCAGGGCCUGCGUGCCGGUCCAGCCGGAGCAGGGGGCUGCCCGGGCCAUCUCGGCCUGUCCCUCCAGUGGUCCAGGACCAGGCAGUGCCCAGUGCUGCCUCACGGAAGAGCUGGCGGUCUCCCCCGGGCAGCGGGGCCCCGGCUCCCCUGACACCUCUAAAGCAGGCUCACAUCUCUGGAAAUAGCUUUUGUAAAAGGGACUGGUGGAGGAGUGUUGGGGGGACUCUGGGGUCCCCCCUUCGUGCAGGUCCUACCUGGAGUGGCUUCGGGUACUUUUAUGCCAGAGCUCGUGAAGGUGACAGAGGAGGGUCCAGGCUGGAAACCUGAACUUUCUGGUCGGGAGAACCAGGGCGGUGCAGCCGAAGUCCAGGCGGCCUCGUGCCGGAGCCCUCCGCUGCCUGCAGGCGACCUGGACAGAGAGGCACCUGUCAGUAUUAGUAGUCUAUUUAUCAGAGGUGUACAUAAUCCAUGUAUAGUUUUUCUCCUUUUAGAUUAUUUUGUAUUUGUUUAAAAAAAGUUUUGUCAAAAUAUAUAAAGAAAUGACUGAAAGU
Messenger RNA from Hipposideros armiger (great roundleaf bat), 3089 nucleotides. It is a transcript of the gene CYTH1, whose product is annotated as cytohesin 1. Gene Ontology annotation, biological process: regulation of ARF protein signal transduction. The transcript is spliced from 13 exons. NCBI's taxonomy places the organism in Eukaryota, Metazoa, Chordata, Mammalia, Chiroptera, Hipposideridae. Gene Ontology annotation, molecular function: guanyl-nucleotide exchange factor activity. The record is from RefSeq and is a predicted model, not a curated record. The coding region runs from base 350 to 1369 and encodes 339 amino acids.